This is a messenger RNA of Heterotrigona itama, 1553 nucleotides long. NCBI's taxonomy places the organism in Eukaryota, Metazoa, Arthropoda, Insecta, Hymenoptera, Apidae. The record is from the annotation of a GenBank genome assembly.
AUGAAAACAGAAACUAGAACGAAGCAAAGCAUCGGUAGGAUAACAUUUUAGAAUAUGAUCUUUUAAUAAUAAACUAGAUAUUGAUUUUCCUUUAAAUAACUUCUGACUUGUUACUUGAGUUUGUUGAAAACAGGUUCAAAAUUUAAAUGCUAAAUGUUUAUAGAAUUCUGUUUAGUCUAAUUGAUAAUUGUCAUAAAUAUUGAAAUUUCAGGCUGCUGAUAUAUUUAAUUUUCCAAUUUGUUUUAUUAAUAUAAAAUCCAGUAUUUAAUAUAUAACAUAAAAAUGAAAUUAAGAAAAUUCUAACCUUAAAAUUGAAUUUUCAUAAUACACAUAAAGUAAAUUAUUAUUUAUCAUUUUUAAAUUAUUAAUGUAUAAUAUUUUAUGUAUGUAAUGUAUAAUAUUUUAUGUAAUGUAUACAGUCAAUUUUAUACAAUAGUACUUUAUUAAUGUAAAUUAAUAUAAUUUUAUAUGAUUUUAUGUAAUUUUUGUACCUUGUUAAUAUAAAUAUAAUUUUAUGUGAUCUCAAAGAAAAUUUUAAACGACAAUUUAGUCUAAUUUUUAAAUUAAUAAUUGCUAUUUUUUUAUCAUUAAAUAGAUAUAACUAUUUUACUUAUGCUUUACUAUAUUUGAAUUCCAAAAAUUAUGUAAAAUGUAUUGUGAAAAAUAUAUUGUAAAAACUUUGAUGAAUAUUUUAAUUUAAUUUAAUUUAAUCAAAAAGUCUUGGUUUGUACAUGUUAAUAAAAUUUUAAAUAUAUUUUCAGAUUCCCCCGAGGGGGUAUCAGCGAAGCAAUCAAUCUUAACAGUUGGUGUGAUCUUUAUUACCUCAUUAUCAGCAUUACUUUAUGUUUAUACUACUUUUCCGGAACUUGCAGAAGAUGAACGACAAUAUAUGAAAUUACCAUUACAUAUUGAAGAAGCUAAAAAUUUAGGUAAACUUCUUGGACGAUAUAAAGAUCUUUAUUAUUUUCAAGUGCUCGCUGGAUUUUUACAAACAUUUGCUAUUCCAGGUUCUAUUUUCCUUUCAAUCCUUUCUGGUUUUCUUUUCCCCUUUCCUUUAGCCUGGUUAUUAGUAUGCACCUGCAGUGCAGUAGGAGCAUCAUUGUGCUAUUUUCUUUCAUCACUUUUGGGACGUAAAUUACUUUUUAAAUAUUUCCCAGAAAAAGCAAGAAAAUGGUCGUUAACAGUAAAGGAGAACGAAAAUAAUCUUUUCAAUUACAUGCUAUUUCUUCGAAUAACUCCAUUACUCCCAAAUUGGUUUAUAAAUUUAGCCAGUCCUGUAAUUGGAGUUCCUCUUGCACCAUUUGCUCUAGGCACUUUCUUUGGAGUUGCUCCACCAUCUUUUAUUGCCAUUCAAGCAGGUAAAACAUUGCAAAAUUUAACGUCAUCUACUGACGCAUGGUCAUGGAAUAGUAUUAUAGUAUUAUGUAUAUGUGCUAUAUUACCAUUAGUGCCUAUUAUAUUUAAACAAAAAGUACAACAAAAGUAUGAUUAAACUUUAGAAAAGAAUUUUAAACAAAAAUUUAUUUAUUUAAAAAAAUAUAUUUAGUAUUUAA